AUGACAUCGUACCGUAUGUACUGGCACACGACAACACGCUACGACCCAAUUGCAACAGUCAUGGGACGUAAGCGAUUUGAUCAUCUGCGAACAUACAUCCAUAUGAACGACAAUACCAAUGUGAAGCAAAAGGGUGAGCCUGGAUAUGAUCCAUUGUUCAAGGUGCGACCAGUACUUGAGAAAGUUCGUGCAAACUGUUUGAAAGUUGAACCGGAAGAAAACCACUCCAUUGAUGAGCAGAUGAUCCCCUUCAAAGGAAAGAUUAGAAUGAAACAAUAUAUCAAGAACAAGCCGCAAAAAUGGGGAAUCAAGGUCUUUACUCGUGCAGGUGUCACUGGACUAGUCUAUGACUUUGAAGUGUACACUGGGAAAGGGACUGUGACCAAUGAGCGUGGACUUGGUGUUGCAGGGGAAGUUGUGCUUCGUCUCGUAUCAGAAGUUCCAAAAGGACUAAACUACAAGUGCUUCUUUGACAAUUGGUUCACUUCCCCUGAAGUCAUUGUGGAACUGAAGAAAAUGGGAAUUCUAACAGUUGCUACAAUCAAUCGUAACCGUCUUCGUGGAUGUACCCUCAAAAGUUAUAAGGAACUGUCAAAGGCUGUGCGUGGUGCGCAUGACGUGAAAUACGAAAUGACAAGUGGGAUGGCCAUCGUGAAGUGGUAUGAUAACAAGGCAGUGUUACUGGCAUCAUCCUUCAUUGGCCCUGAUCCUGUUGAUAGAUGCAGAAGGUGGUCAAAAGAGAAGAAGGAAUAUGUGGAAGUGGACAGACCCCACAUUGUCAAGAUGUACAAUAACAACAUGGGAGGAGUCGACUUGGCAGACAUGUUUGCUGCUCUCUAUCACAUUGAAAUCCGCCCACGUCGUUGGUAUCUGUGCAUCUUGAACUACUUGAUUGACCUAUCAGUGGUCAAUGGCUGGCUCCUCUACCGCCGUCAUCUCACCCAGAAGCAGGAGAAGAAGUAUAUGCCGCUUCUUGUCUUCUGUGCUCAAGUUGCAGAUGCCUUCAUCAAGGUUGGCAAACAGGCUGACUUGAACAGCAGGAAAAGAGGACGACCGUCAUUGGAAGAUGCUCCAGAACCCCAUCAAGCUGCCUCACCUCCACCUCCACUUCAGAGGAUCGUUGCGCCAUCGGUUGACGUCAGACUAGACCGAUUUGAUCAUUUUCCCAUCCAUGCUGAUAAACGUGGACGAUGCAGACUGUGCAAGACUGGUUACACGCAAAUGGCCUGCCUGAAGUGCAAAGUACUUUUGUGCUUUACAAAGGACAAAAAUUGUUUCUUGGACUACCACACGAAAAAGUGA
This is a messenger RNA of Onychostoma macrolepis, 1302 nucleotides long. Its product is annotated as piggyBac transposable element-derived protein 2. Bases 1 to 1302 code for a protein of 433 amino acids. The record is from RefSeq and is a predicted model, not a curated record. NCBI's taxonomy places the organism in Eukaryota, Metazoa, Chordata, Actinopteri, Cypriniformes, Cyprinidae. The transcript has a single exon.